AUGAAUUGCGUAUGUGCUAUUUUUCUAACAUUUGCAGUUGUUUUUGUCAGGUACUUGAAUAAGUUUCAAAAAAAUAAAAAAUAUUUUCUGAAUGUUAAAUUUUUUCAGUUCGGAUGUUCAUAUCGCAAAUGACAAUUACUUUUUGGAACGAGUUAAACGAGACGGUAGAGUUUUACUGAAAAAAAAUUCAGUCAAAUAAAAAAAUGUAUUUUCAGCUACUGAUUGUGGAUAUGGUAUGAAUCAGACAAUUCGAAGCAUUCUUGAUGGAACAUUGGGUUCAGGAAAAACUUGGAAUUGUAGUUUGGAGCAAGAAGCAAGUGUCGUUGUGCAAGAAUGUUUGACGGAUAAUGGUGGAUUGAAUAAUUCAACAUUGAAAUUGACGUAAAUUUAUAAUGUUGUUUUCUUAGAUUUGAAAUUAUCUCUAAUGGAGCUACAGUAUUCCACGUGCCUUUGAACUUAUUUUUCCAGAUACACAAAUUCGAACAACUUGACAUCGGAUGAAAUAUUGAUUCAAAACACUGUCGGAAUCACUGUCGCUUCCCAAUCUAUCAGUGUAGAGGUAAAUAAAACAAUUUUUAUUAUAAAAAAUCAAAAAAUCAAACAAGGUUCAAGAAACAAUAGUGAUAACAAAUAAGGUGAUUUUUCUGGAGAAAAAUUGUCUUUCUGAUCUCUGAAAAUGAAAAGUCAAGUGUAAUUUUUUUCGUUCUAAAAGGUGUCAAGUUCUCUGAAAAAAUGUUCAAUUAAUUUCAGGCGUUGACAAUUGGAUGCUCUUCUGCAAGUUGUGAUUCACGAGUUGAUCUUCUUUGCAUUUACCAAUGA
Caenorhabditis angaria is the source of this 819-nucleotide messenger RNA. NCBI's taxonomy places the organism in Eukaryota, Metazoa, Nematoda, Chromadorea, Rhabditida, Rhabditidae. The record is from the annotation of a GenBank genome assembly.